CGGAAUUGAGGCGUAUUGUUUUAAACUAAUAAAAUAUAAAUAAUCUAAAUUAGACUCCUCUAGCAGUGUGUAUAAAUUUCAGUAGGUGUGGUCUGGAGCGCGGCCAACUUAAGACCUAUUGUUUGGAUUACAUACAUACAUACAUAUGCACAUGUAUUUACAUAGUGUGUUGUUUUAACGACAAAUACACCAGGCGAGAUAAGCGAACAUUGGUGAAUGACACAUACCUAGGUGUAAUUGCAAUUGAUUUUUCACAAUCGCUGCUUCAAAAUGGUUGCCAUCCAACUGUUUAACGAAAUCGGCAGUAUAUUCCUUAACACGCCCACAUUUGCAUUAGUUUUAGAAGCUUUGCUGCUGCUCUCCGUGAUUUGGCUGGUGCUGCAUAAGCGUGGCAGCGGACGCCGUCGAUAUACUAAGGAAGAGGAGGACUACUUGAUUGAACAAUAUGAGCCGGAGCCCUUGGUUACCGAGACGGAUCCAGGGCAUCCGCUGCUGCGAAAGCGCCUUGUCCAGUCUAGGGUGGGCAAGCAAAUUGUAGUCGAUGGCCACGAUUGCCUCAACUUAGGCUCUCACAACUAUUUGGGCCUUUUGGAGGAUGAAACAAUAUUGGAGGAUGCCUGCAAGAGCUUACGGAAAUACGGCGUUGGCUCUUGCGGGCCACGCGGAUUCUAUGGCACAAUGGAUGUCCAUUUGGAAUUGGAAGACCGCAUUGCCAAGUUUAUGGGACUGGAGGAAGCCAUUGUGUAUUCUUAUGGCUUCUCCACCGUGGCCAGUGCCAUUCCCGCCUAUGCGAAGCGUGGCGAUAUUGUCUUUGUCGAUGAGUCUGUGAACUUUGCGAUACAGAAGGGCUUGGAUGCAUCCCGAAGCACUAUUAUGUUUUUCAAACAUAAUGAUGUCAACGACUUGGAACGCUUGUUGGCUGAGCAGGAAAAGCGUGAUCAAAAGAAUCCAAAAAAAGCCGCGAAAACUCGUCGCUUUUUGGUUGUUGAAGGUAUUUAUUUGAAUACCGGGGAAAUAUGCCCGCUGCCCGAGCUUGUAGAGUUGCGCAAGAAGUACAAGCUACGCAUGUUUGUGGAUGAAAGCGUAUCUUUUGGCACUUUAGGCAAAACGGGUCAUGGCGUCACAGAGCACUUCAAUGUGGACCUCGAUGAAAUCGACCUGAUAUCUGCCAGCAUGGAGGGCGCUAUGGCCACCAUUGGUGGUUUUUGUGUUGGCUCACAUUUCAUCGCCGAGCAUCAGCGGUUGUCUGGCUUAGGUUACAUAUUCUCGGCAUCGUUACCACCCAUGUUGGCACAGGCGGCGAUUUCGGCAUUGGACCGUUUUGAACGUGAACCAAAAAUAUUUGCGGAGCUACAGGAAAAAGCACGGUUGGUCCAGCAGAAGUUUGGGCUCUUCUCCAAAUUAAUUUUGCGUGGAAAUGAACUGUCUCCUGUAAAGCAUUUGUAUUUGUCGCAGUCUUUGGGUGAGAACUUCGAGGCAGAGCGCAAGUUGCUUACUGAAGUAGCGGACAAGUGCAUUUCGCGGGGCGUGGCGGUUGUUGAGGCAGCUUACUUGCAGAACAUUGAGCGGAAACCUGUGCGUCCCAGUCUACGGAUUGCUGUUAGCCGUUUGCUGGACGAAGCAGACGUUGUCAGAGCCUAUGACAUUAUUGAGAGCGUGUCCAAUGAAGUGCUUUAAGCACAACUGAGAAUAUUAUUCUUCUAUGUAUUCCUGUAUUUGUGUUAAUUUACUUGCGUUUUUUAGUCAUAAGCACAUUUACACUUACAUUUCAGUAUACAUACAUACAUUGUUAUUUAUGUAUUUUUGGAGUUAGAUUUAGCAAAACUAUUACGACUUUGCACAUCAAUAAUAAUGCUUUUAAUAGUUAAUAUUAACAUGAAA
Molecule: messenger RNA, 1881 nt
Organism: Scaptodrosophila lebanonensis
Lineage: Eukaryota; Metazoa; Arthropoda; Insecta; Diptera; Drosophilidae
Gene: Spt-I
Product: serine palmitoyltransferase 1
Exons: 6
Coding region: 271-1677 (468 amino acids)
Biological process (GO): sphingosine biosynthetic process; ceramide biosynthetic process
Cellular component (GO): endoplasmic reticulum
Molecular function (GO): pyridoxal phosphate binding; serine C-palmitoyltransferase activity
Source: RefSeq, a predicted model, not a curated record